This is a messenger RNA of Carassius carassius (crucian carp), 1279 nucleotides long. RefSeq names its product cysteine dioxygenase type 1. The record is from RefSeq and is a predicted model, not a curated record. The coding region runs from base 98 to 703 and encodes 201 amino acids. Lineage: Eukaryota; Metazoa; Chordata; Actinopteri; Cypriniformes; Cyprinidae. Gene Ontology annotation, molecular function: ferrous iron binding; cysteine dioxygenase activity. The transcript is spliced from 5 exons. Gene Ontology annotation, biological process: L-cysteine catabolic process.
ACACUCUCUCUCUGUGACACACACACACACACACACACUCUCUCUCUCUCUCUCUCUCUCUCUCUCUCUCUCUGUCAGACACACAGCAGCGCUGGAGAUGGAGCACACCGAGCUCGUGAAGCCCGAGUCUCUGGAGGAUCUGAUCCAGACUCUACACAAGAUCUUUGAAAGCGACAGAGUCAAUGUGGAGGAGGUGCAGAGCAUCAUGGAGUCCUAUGAAAGUAAACCUCACGAGUGGAUGAAAUAUGCCAAAUUUGACCAGUACAGAUACACCAGGAAUCUCGUUAAUGAGGGAAAUGGAAAGUUCAACCUGAUGAUCUUGUGCUGGGGUGAAGGACACGGCAGCAGUAUCCACGAUCACACGGACUCGCACUGCUUCAUGAAGCUGCUCCAGGGUCAGCUGAAGGAGACGCUGUUCGACUGGCCCGACCGCAGGCUGCAGGGCGGCAUGAUGCAGAAGUCCCAGCGGGUUCUGCUGGAGAACCAGUGCGCUUACAUCAACGACUCCAUCGGGCUUCAUCGAGUGGAGAACGUGAGUCACACGGAGACCGCCGUCUCUCUGCACCUCUACAGUCCUCCCUUCCAGACGUGCCAGACCUUUGACCAGCGCACCGGUCACCACAACACCGUCAGGAUGACCUUCUGGAGCAAGUUCGGCGAGAGGACGCCGUAUGAAUCCACCGUUUCACAGGAGAACAACUGAGAAGCACAAGAAGAUUUCCACAUUCAAUCGAUGUUUAAAACUUGAUCCAACUCUUUUAAAGAUUGACAGCGGACAGCGGGAAGAGUUAAUUCAAGCUGCUUAAUCGUGGCCUAGUUUAGCGCUGGCAGACGAGGCUGAAUUAUUUGAGCCGUGUGUCAGUCUGCUCUUUGUUGCUGAGAGGAGCCCGUUCUCCCAGCAUUCCUGUGUGUCUGUGACCUGUGUAAUCACGCUUUUGUACUGUUACGGGAUGAGAGCUGUGGCCUGAAGUGUGUAAUUUAUGAGAAGAAUCUGUUUGUUCACUCGAAUGAAAGCGCUGUCCCCGUCAACAACAUCCCGCUUCAGCAGAACUCCAUCAAUGUGUUUGUAAAUCUCCACACACUCGCGCUUUAUUCCAUUUCCAGAUGAGCGUUUCAAUGGAAGACUUUAUUUUUAUGAAUCCUGCCGUCAGUAAUCAGUGUCUCGUGAAUUAAAUAUGGUCUUUGUAUUUGUAAACUGGAGCUUUUAUUUAAAAUGAAUCUUUCCUUGAAAUUCAUUUUUGUCUUAAUGUUAAAGUAAAUAAAACCUUUCCCAAAUGUU